This is a messenger RNA of Staurois parvus, 299 nucleotides long. NCBI's taxonomy places the organism in Eukaryota, Metazoa, Chordata, Amphibia, Anura, Ranidae. The record is from the annotation of a GenBank genome assembly.
CUGAUAUGUGGCACUGAUUGGCAUUGAUAGGUGGCACUGACUGGCACUGAUGGGUGACAUUGAAAGGCAGCUCAGAUGGGCACUGAUAUGUGGCAUUGAUGUGCACUGGUAGGUACUGAUAUGUGGCAUUGACGUGGCACUGAUGGGCACUGGCACGUGGCACUGAUGAGCACUGACAGGUGGCACUUCUGGGGCCACACUGAUCAUCAGGGCACACUGAUCAUCAGUGCCCUGAUGAUCACUGUCUCGAGCUGUCAGCGUGACAGCUCGAGAGGAGAGAAAUGCCGAUAACUGGCAUU